UCCAACUCUCAUGGUUAUAAAUUUAUGGCACAGAUCAAUAGCUGACACAGACACCCAAUUCCAAGGAAACUACUACCAAAAUAAACCAUCUGAGAAUGGAUAGUCACUCCCAACAUGCCAUGCAGCUAGUAAGCGCAUCACUGGUGCCUAUGGUGCUUAAAGCAGCCAUAGAACUUGGUGUGCUUGACAUAAUACAUAGAGCUGGCCCUGGAGCUCUGCUUUCACCUUCCCAAAUUGCGUCUCAGCUCCCUUCCCAGAACAACCCAGGUGCCUCUUUAGUGCUUGAUCGUAUGCUUCGCCUUCUGUCUGCCCACUCAGUUCUCACUUGCUCUGUUUCCGCCCACCAAGUUGAUCAUGUGGAGGUUUUGAGGCUUUAUGGAUUGGCCCCCGUUGCCAAGUAUUUCAUUCGGGAUCAGGAUGGAGCAUCAUUAGCAACUUUACUAAAUUAUUGCAAUGAUAAGGUAUAGAGCAUAUUGCAGGAGAUAUGUUUGUAAGGAUUCCGAAAGGAGAUGCCAUUUUCAUGAAGGUCAGUGACUAGCGUACUAUUGAAGAAGAUAAAUUCUGAAGUAACAAAAUUGUGAAGGAGUUUAAGAGAUGGUUACAUGUUCAUUAGUACUAUUAUCUUCUUGGCCGUGGUUUCAACUAACACAGGAUAAACAGUGGGUACUACACCUUUUCGAUGACAAACAUUGCUUGAUGAUACUAAAGAACUGCUAUGAGGCCUUGCUAGACCAUGGGAAAAUGAUGGUGGUAAAUUUGGUUAUACCAGAAGCCCCUGAAACUAGUCUUUCUGCUAAAAGCUUGUUUCAGUUUGAUAUGUUCCUGAUGAACACCACUACAAGUGAAAGGGAGAGGACAGAGAAAGAAUUCGAAAGUUUGGCAAAACAAGCAGGGUUUUACACCAUUCGAGUGGCAUGUUCUGCAUUUAAUUUUUCAGUGGUGGAGCUUUUCAAGAGCAUGUAAUAUCUGCCUGCAGCACGGCUCACACAUACUAGAAGGUCAGCCAAUCAAGUAGCCCACCUAUUAGCUCAGGAUGCUAUGCAAUUACAAUGUAAUUCUUUUUCUUAGAUGUUGCCCUCCGUCAGGGGGCAACUUCAUUUCCCGCAAAAAAAAAAAAAAAACUUUUUAACAUCCAAUAUCCAGUUGGAUAUGUAUCGUUUUGUAUGGUCACUCAUUCUUUUUAUUUUCAAACUUCCUAAGUUUUUAUCUGAUAAAUGAAAUUGAAGAAUAAAACAGAAUAUAUAUAUACUCGUACAGUCCGGCUACGGUGCGGACGGUACAAAUUUCUCGUUUUCCCCCACUUUCAUAUCUUAGCCGUUCAGUUUUUAGGUCCUAAUGUAUAGAU
Molecule: messenger RNA, 1345 nt
Organism: Rosa chinensis
Lineage: Eukaryota; Viridiplantae; Streptophyta; Magnoliopsida; Rosales; Rosaceae
Product: caffeic acid 3-O-methyltransferase
Exons: 2
Coding region: 96-467 (123 amino acids)
Biological process (GO): methylation
Molecular function (GO): protein dimerization activity; O-methyltransferase activity; S-adenosylmethionine-dependent methyltransferase activity
Source: RefSeq, a predicted model, not a curated record